AUGGAGUUUACACACUCCCCUUUUUGGGUCCAAAUUUGGGGAUUUCCAUUUGAGCAUAUGUCAGAAGACACUGGGAAAGACAUAGGAAGCAGGCUGGGAAGAUAUGUGGAGACUGAUACAAGAUCUUGGCAUUUUGACCAAGCUAAGUUUAUGAGGGUUCGGGUAGAGCUAAUGGUGGACAAGCCUCUGCGAAGAGGUGGGUACAUCACAAGUCCAAAAGGUGCAAGACUGUGGGUCACCUUCAAAUAUGAGAGGCUCCCUAUAAUAUGUUUUUAUUGUGGAAGGAUUGGUCAUGAUGCUAGACAUUGUGCAGUACCAAUAGAUGCACAGAGCCAAGAACCCCAGUAUGGUGAUUGGCUUAGAGCCAACGACACAUAUAAGGGAAACAAUGAAAGAAGCAAACCUUGA
Messenger RNA from Quercus lobata, 408 nucleotides. RefSeq lists its product as uncharacterized. The transcript has a single exon. The record is from RefSeq and is a predicted model, not a curated record. Gene Ontology annotation, molecular function: nucleic acid binding; zinc ion binding. Bases 1 to 408 code for a protein of 135 amino acids. Lineage: Eukaryota; Viridiplantae; Streptophyta; Magnoliopsida; Fagales; Fagaceae.